AUGCAAGACCCGAAGCCAUUCAGGAUCGACGCAGAAGGUGGCCCAGACUUUUAUAACGCACCACUGAAAGCCGAUGGGAGUGACUACCCAUGUAAAGGGUUCCACCUAACAGCGGGAAUGGGUGCCCCAGUAAAGCAAUGGUUUGCUGGGGAGAUUGCAACAUUUACGAUCGAUAUGAAGGGUGUGGCUGCACAUAACGGCGGGAGUUGUCAAGUAUCGAUAUCAUACGAUAUUGGAAGAACGUUUAAAGUUUGGAAGUCAUUCAUUGGCAACUGCCCACGCGGAGCAGUUGAAAACGAACUUACGACCUCAAAUCAGACAUAUGAGUUUCUUAUCCCACAAGGAACACCGAGUGGAAAUGCGAUAUUUGCGUGGACAUGGUUUACAGUAACCGGUUUCCGAGAGAUGUAUAUGAAUUGUGCCCACGUCGAGAUCAUUAACGGCGGUGAUGGCCUGCCAGGAGUAUACCCUGCAAUGUUUAUCGCGGGUCCGCAGGUUGAGAAUGCUGUCAACAAAACUCGUUGGGUUGGUGCACCGCCUGUAGGGUUAUGUCUGGAUCCUCCGGAGAUCCCAAAGAAGGCGCUAGUACCAUUUAUGCCUCGGGGCAGAACUCGCAGGGCGCUAUUGGAGCUGGAUUAUGCGUGGUCAAAGACUAGACUUUAG
This is a messenger RNA of Morchella sextelata, 663 nucleotides long. RefSeq lists its product as uncharacterized. The coding region runs from base 1 to 663 and encodes 220 amino acids. NCBI's taxonomy places the organism in Eukaryota, Fungi, Ascomycota, Pezizomycetes, Pezizales, Morchellaceae. The transcript has 4 exons. The record is from RefSeq and is a predicted model, not a curated record.